AUGGGGUGCGGACUUAGAAAACUAGAAGACCCUGAUGAUAGUAGCCCUGGAAAAAUAUUUUCUACCCUGAAGAGACCGCAAGUGGAAACAAAGACAGAAUUUGCUUACGAAUACGUAUUGCUGGAUUUUACUUUACAAGCUUCAUCAAACCCAGAAGUUAUCAAGAUAAAUUCAAUUCUGGAUAUAGUCACAAAAGUGGAAGACUAUUAUCUUAAAGGAUAUAUUGUUGGGGCUAUUCAUCCUGUUAUACAACCUGUAGGGCAGCGGAAACACCUACCUGCAAGUUACCUAUAUAGAGCGGUGCUGUCACGCUUGAAAUUAAGCCCGAAGCAUUCAGCAGCACCCAAUGGACAAAGACGCCCAAAGCUUGUGAUUGAGGAAUGUCUUCUAACUCAUGAGACACAAACAAAUGACAUAGCAAAAGAACUAAUAGAAAAGAUUAAUGUUGCUGCUAAAAGAGGAAUGAAAUUUGUAGGAUUCAUAUCACAGCAUUAUACACCAUCUAAAUUCUGCAAUGGAACCAACUCUGAUGGAGAUAUAGAAUCAACACUACAUGUGACAUACUGUUCAGAUGAAAACUGUAAAAGCUGGAGUGAAGGAACAUUGAGUGGACAAUCAUCUGAAAGUGGAAUCGAGGAAGAACUUCAUCAUGAAAGCGGACAGUGUCAAGUGGAACAAAAUUGCAGCCCCAGUUCCUCUAAAUCAAGAAAGGGAGAAGAUAACAAGUUGUAUAUAGUCUUCAAUGUUUUUGAUGAUGAUUCAACCUGCUGGACCUAUCAGGAAGGCAUCCUGUCAAUGAAAGUAACAAGAAAAGGAUCUGUCAUUAGUACACUUGAUGCUGAUUGGCUGGAGUUAACUGCAUUUUAUUAUAAGCAAGGCUUGUCUUUAAUUGAUUCCUUUGUAUGCUGGGAAACAUCUAAAGGGGACCAUUUGCCUAAAUCUUUGGAAGGAUUUUUUAUCUAUGAAGAAGAAGGUUCUGGAAUUCCAGGUUCUAGUAGGAAAGGAAAUGAUGCCAUCGUAGUAGAACAAUGGACUGUUAUUGAGGGCUGUGAAAUCAAAACGGAUUAUGGCCCUCUGCUGCACACCCUGGCUGAAUUUGGAUGGCUUCUGACAAGCGUGUUGCCUACACCUAUAUUAAGACAUGACAGUGAAGGGAAUUUGGCUACAAAGCAGGUCGUAUUUCUUCAGAGGCCAGUUAUGUGGAAUUCAGCUACUCAAACACCAGAAAGGAAAGCCAGCCAGCAGAUAAAAGGUGAAGACAGGAACCAAGUCACCAGCAGGAGCAUCGGAUUAGACACAGCCACGUUGCAACCUGCAGAGAGCAGACGACUGCUGGAGGUGUGCCUCCCCUCGCCCUCCAAAGAAUGCUGGACGAAGGUGGGGAUGCCUGCCCAGCGCAGCGGCUUGUCCGGGUUCAGCAGCGGCGACAGUGUCCUCCGUGAACUGGAUGAUGGACAGUUUGAUCAGGAAGAUGGAGUGACUCAGGUCACUUGUAUGUGA
Cynocephalus volans (Philippine flying lemur) is the source of this 1500-nucleotide messenger RNA. It is a transcript of the gene RFTN2, whose product is annotated as raftlin family member 2. Lineage: Eukaryota; Metazoa; Chordata; Mammalia; Dermoptera; Cynocephalidae. The transcript is spliced from 9 exons. The record is from RefSeq and is a predicted model, not a curated record. The coding region runs from base 1 to 1500 and encodes 499 amino acids.